AAACAAGUAUUUACGAGUGGAUAUAAAGUUCUUGUCUUAUGAGAUCAUAAAUAAACCAACUAAUCGCAUACUAUAGUUUAUUAUUUUCAGUAGAUUUGGAUCAACAUUUUCUUGUCUCGGACUUGGUUCAAAGUAUUGUAAUUUUCUAUAACGUAAAACUUGAUUAUUUUCGGUUCUCAAGUUCGUUGGCUAGUUUAGAUAAUUGAUGAUUGGAAAACUGUAGCUAGGGUUCUUUAGUUUACGUAUUAGUUAUUAAUAUUAUCAAGCAAUUAUUAAUCAUAAUUUUUAUUUCAUGACAACUAGCUUAUAAUUGUUUAGUGAAAGUUAGUAAGCUCAUAAUUUCAUAAUCACUCAUACAUUUCUAUAGUCAUUUGUUUGUUUAGAGAACAUAGAAUUUUAUUCCAUAACAAGACCUUAAGACAUACAAUAACGUACAUAAUUUUUAUAAUUUUAUAAUAUUUUAAAUAUACAUGCAAAAUAACUAGAGGAGCUCUCAGUCUCUUACUAUAAAACCAGAGCACAUGCUCCUCUCACUAACCACACAACAGAGAAGUAAUAAAACCCAUUUGUGGAAAGACAGAAAACAAAGAAACUAGUUAUGGCGAAGGACGUGGAAGCUGUUUCCGGAGAAGGGUUUCAGACAAGAGACUAUCAAGAUCCACCGCCGGCGCCUCUGUUUGAUCCGGAGGAGCUGACCAAGUGGUCUUUUUACAGAGCUGUCAUUGCCGAGUUCGUAGCUACUCUCCUCUUCUUAUACAUCACCGUUUUGACAGUCAUCGGUUACAAGAUUCAGACCGAUAGUACCGCCGGCGGCGUUGACUGCGGUGGAGUUGGGAUCCUUGGUAUCGCUUGGGCUUUUGGUGGCAUGAUCUUCAUCCUUGUCUACUGCACCGCCGGUAUCUCUGGUGGUCACAUUAACCCGGCAGUGACAUUCGGGCUACUCUUGGCACGUAAAGUGUCGUUGGUUAGAGCCAUAUUGUACAUGGUAGCUCAGUGUUUGGGUGCGAUAUGUGGAGUUGGGUUCGUCAAAGCCUUCCAAAGCUCUUACUACGUUCGUUACGGCGGUGGAGCCAACUCUCUAGCCGACGGCUACAGCACAGGAACAGGCCUCGCCGCAGAAAUCAUCGGUACUUUCGUUCUUGUCUACACCGUCUUCUCCGCCACUGACCCUAAACGUAGUGCCAGAGACUCCCACGUCCCAGUGUUGGCGCCACUUCCCAUUGGAUUUGCGGUGUUCAUGGUGCACUUGGCUACCAUUCCCAUCACCGGAACUGGAAUCAACCCGGCAAGGAGUUUCGGAGCAGCCGUUAUCUUCAAUGAGAGCAAGCCAUGGGAUGACCACUGGAUAUUUUGGGUGGGACCAUUCGUUGGAGCUGCGAUAGCUGCAUUCUACCACCAGUUCGUUCUGAGGGCUUCAGGUUCCAAAUCUCUCGGAUCUUUCAGAAGUGCUGCCAACGUCUAAAUACUCUCUCAUUCACCAAGCAGAUUCUGAAAUAAUAAAGAUGAUAUGUACAAAUUAUCCAAAUCAGUUUCAGUUUGUUAUCUUAUCUGUGUGUUUUCUACUUGCUCUUUACUGUGUUUUCGUUGAGUGUAAUUGUUAUUAUUUUACGCCAAUGUCAAGUUUAUCAAGUGAUUGGAAUUGAAAAUCAAAGAGGUUAUGGUUUGA
Molecule: messenger RNA, 1666 nt
Organism: Brassica napus (rape)
Lineage: Eukaryota; Viridiplantae; Streptophyta; Magnoliopsida; Brassicales; Brassicaceae
Product: aquaporin PIP2-1
Exons: 4
Coding region: 599-1462 (287 amino acids)
Biological process (GO): transmembrane transport
Cellular component (GO): plasma membrane
Molecular function (GO): water channel activity
Source: RefSeq, a predicted model, not a curated record